Lottia gigantea (owl limpet) is the source of this 1167-nucleotide messenger RNA. RefSeq lists its product as hypothetical. The transcript is spliced from 9 exons. Gene Ontology annotation, cellular component: nucleus; cytosol. Lineage: Eukaryota; Metazoa; Mollusca; Gastropoda; Lottiidae. Gene Ontology annotation, molecular function: cysteine-type deubiquitinase activity; cysteine-type endopeptidase activity. The record is from RefSeq and is a predicted model, not a curated record. Gene Ontology annotation, biological process: protein deubiquitination; DNA damage response, signal transduction by p53 class mediator; regulation of autophagy. The coding region runs from base 1 to 1167 and encodes 388 amino acids.
AUGUGUCCAUGUAUAUCAGUUAAUGACUAUGUUUGUAUUUCAGCAUUAUUAAGCCAUAUCAAACUAAAUCAUGCCUCAGUAGCUCUACAACCUCGUGGGUUAAUCAACAACAGUAACUGGUGCUAUAUCAAUGCUACCUUACAAGCAUUAAUAGCUUGUCCUCCGUUUUAUCAUUUGAUGAAGAAAUUGUGUGAUUUCCCCCCAAUGUCUCGAGGUUCUAGUUCUACACCAAUAUUAGAUAGCUUGUUACAGUUUACCAGUGAAUUUAACAUCAUGCCCAGACAUUAUGAAAUGAACGGUCAUAAUAAAAACGAUAGAAUUAAGAAGAUCUAUGAUAUAGAACCUGGACAAGAUUUCGAACCAAAAUAUGUACAUAAUAUGUUACAUGUUAUUGAAGUUAAUCCUGCUUUCAAGCUGGGUAAACAAGAAGAUGCUGAAGAGUUUCUCAGUAUUCUAUUGGAUGGUUUACAUGAAGAAAUGGCAGCAGCUAUCAAUUCUAAAGAUGAUUCAUGGGAACAAGUUGGUCCCAAAAAUAAAAGUGUUGUUACAAGAAGGGCCACGUUUUCUAAGACACCUAUAUCAGAUAUAUUUGCUGGACAAAUGAGAUCUGUUGUGAGUAAAACAGGAUCUAAAGAAUCUGCCACGUUACAGCCAUAUUUUACUCUUCAACUAGACAUACAGGGUAAAGUGUUCUCUGUAAGAGAUGCUCUAGAAGGUCUGGUCAGUAAAGAAAUUGUUGGAGAUUUUUUUGAUAAAAAGACAAACCAGAAGAUUGAGAUUCUAAGAAAGACAACUCUAGAAGAAUUGCCACCAGUUCUUAUUUUACAUUUAAAAUGUUUUGUAUAUAAUAGUGAGGGUUCACAGAAACUCUUAAAAAACAUAGAAUUUGAUGUUGACUUGAAAAUAACGAAGGACUUAGUUUCACCAACAGCUAAAAUACCCAAUUCACAUAAAUCUUAUAAACUGUUUGCAGUUGUAUAUCAUCAUGGAGUGAAGUCUAGUGGAGGACAUUAUACAUGUGCUGUGUUUCACCCGGGUAUAAACGGGUGGAUUAAUAUCGAUGAUCGCCGUAUUGAGACAGUUAACGUACAGAAGGUGUUAAAAUAUAAUCCUCCUAGGAUGCCAUAUUUAUUAUAUUAUAGAAGAACGGACCUGGCGUACUCCUAG